Molecule: messenger RNA, 1599 nt
Organism: Lichtheimia ornata
Lineage: Eukaryota; Fungi; Mucoromycota; Mucoromycetes; Mucorales; Lichtheimiaceae
Exons: 2
Coding region: 1-1599 (532 amino acids)
Biological process (GO): protein phosphorylation; intracellular signal transduction
Cellular component (GO): cytoplasm
Molecular function (GO): ATP binding; protein serine/threonine kinase activity
Source: RefSeq, a predicted model, not a curated record
AUGGCCGUCCACACCAGCAGUAUGCCGCCACAGAGUCUUCCCGGUGACGGGAGUUGGUUGAAUAUCCAAGGUGUUUCUCGCACAUUUUCACCUGAUCCUCUUGACCAUGGUGAUGAUGAAUACGAUGAUACCACCUUACAACAUGCACCUGAUCUUUCAUCUUCGGCAUCCUCGGUGGGUGAUACUCGUAGCAGCAGUACCAGCUCAACGGUUUCGCAUAUGACCAAAGUGCCACCUCAGCCUAUAAAGAAGCAUAGUCGACUUCACAAUAUGCUCCAUAACGCUGGUGGUCAUAUUCGUGCUGGCCUUCGUAUGACACCUCUUUCAACAUCAUCAUCUGACCACGAGGAAUCUGUAAAACCUCGAAGAGGUAGUACAGAAAGCGGUCAUCACCACAGCAACAGCUACAGCAGCUCUGUUAGUAGCACUUGGAGCAAAUUUUCGUCAUCCUUUAAAAAUCAUAGCCAUUCGGGAUGUUCAUCACCACCUCAAGUACCUCGACUUGCUGAAAAGUAUGGCGGCUAUAUCAAACCAGAUUCACAGCGUACAUUCAAGGGCAUGGGAGCAACAUCAAAAAAGAAUAUCGGGAGCGGGGCAACAGCCGUGAUCCGUUUGGUGCGACAUGAUGGGCAGAUCCUUGCGGUGAAAGAGUUCAAAAAGCGGGAAAAGAAUGAAUCUGAACGUGAUUACGAGAAGCGUAUGCGGAACGAAUAUUGCAUCAGCAAAACAGUUUCGGGCCAUCCUCAUGUUGUUAAUACCUUGGAUCUCGUCAAAGACGAGCGUGAUCGCUGGUGUACGGUUAUGGAAUACUGCUCCGGUGGUGAUUUAUUCAACUUAUUGCAAGAACGGCCUUCCAUGACACCCAUGGAACAUGGCUGCUUAUUCAAGCAGUUGUUGUUAGGUCUCCAACAUCUUCAUCAACUUGGCAUUGCUCAUCGUGAUAUCAAGCCUGAAAAUCUGGUCCUGACGGAAGGUGGCACAUUACGGAUAUGCGAUUUUGGCACUGCUGAUAUUAUACAAACAUGCUUUGAAUCAAGUCCAAGACCUUCCCACAAAUGGUGUGGCUCAGAGCCCUUUUGGUCACCCGAGAUGUGGUCUCUCAAGGAUGAGAAUGAUACCUAUGAUGGUCGUGCUUUUGAUGUAUGGAGCGCUGGUAUUACUUACAUGUGCAUGCGUACACACAUGCUUCCUUUUCAUGCAUCCUUUUAUACCGGCAAGCCUAAUGGGAAGCCACCUGCUGGUGCGAAACCUGGAUCUCCUGCUGAUGUCGCUGCACGUGCGUAUGAUGGUGGUGACAAGGAAUAUGCACUCUAUUGCCAACAGCGUCAUGAAGAUGGUGGUGUGCAUGCUUGUCACUUGUUUAAUGACCUUUCAGAACAAGAAUGUGAAUGCAUUGGUGGCAUGCUUGAUCCAGAUCCAACAAGACGUUUUACGGUUGAUCAAGCUUUGGAGACGCCUUGGAUGAAAUCCAUAGAAAUGUGCAACGAUGGUCAGCUCUCCAAUGGUUGGCGACAUUAUCAUUGUAGACGACCUUCCUCAUCCCCUUCAUCUCCCGCCACAAAGAGCGGCGACAAAAAGAUGAACCCUUUCAAUUUCUAG